This is a messenger RNA of Hevea brasiliensis (rubber tree), 965 nucleotides long. Its product is annotated as probable glutathione S-transferase parC. The record is from RefSeq and is a predicted model, not a curated record. Bases 79 to 738 code for a protein of 219 amino acids. Gene Ontology annotation, biological process: glutathione metabolic process. Gene Ontology annotation, cellular component: cytoplasm. Lineage: Eukaryota; Viridiplantae; Streptophyta; Magnoliopsida; Malpighiales; Euphorbiaceae. Gene Ontology annotation, molecular function: glutathione transferase activity. The transcript has 2 exons.
UUCCACCACUUCCAUUUGCAUUUUCUCCUACGCUAGCAGAGUCCACUCGCAGUGAUAAUGUAGCUAAGCCAAACUGAAAUGGCUAAUGAAGUGAUCCUCUUGGACUUCUGGCCGAGCCCUUUUGGGAUGAGGGUCAGAAUAGCAUUGGCUGAGAAGGGUGUCAAGUAUGAGUACAGAGAUGAGGACUUGAGGAACAAGAGCCCUCUUCUCUUGCAGAUGAACCCAAUUCACAAGAAGAUUCCUGUUCUCAUUCACAACGGAAGACCCGUUUGCGAGUCCCUUGUUGCUGUCCAGUAUGUUGAUGAAGCGUGGAACGAUAAGUCUCCUCUCCUGCCCUCCGAUCCUUACCAGAGAGCCCAGGCUAGAUUCUGGGCUGAUUUUGUCGACAAGAAGAUAUAUGAUAUUGGGAAGAAGACAUGGGCUACAAAAGGAGAAGAGCUGGAGGCAGCCAAGAAGGAAUUCAUUGACGCCCUUAAGUUGUUGGAAGUUGAGCUUGGAAACAAGCCUUAUUUUGGUGGGGAGACCAUUGGAUAUGUGGAUGUUGUACUCAUACCAUUUUAUUGCUGGUUUUAUGCCUAUGAGACCUGUGGCAACUUCAGCAUAGAGCCCGAGUGUCCUGUUCUGAUAGCUUGGGCUAAGAGGUGCAUGCAGAAAGAAUCUAUAUCCGAGUCCCUUCCUGACCAACAAAAGGUCUAUGAAUUUGUCCUGAUGAUGAGAAAGAAUUUAGGGAUCGAGUAGUAGGAAGAAAUAUGAUAUGUAUAUUUCCUGUUGUGUGUGCUUUGUAUUUUAAAUAAUUGGCUGUGACUCUUGCUUGGUAUUUAUUAAGGUGGAAGGAACUUCCAUUGCUUGUGGGAGUGACGAGUGGGGGGCAUUUAGUUGUGGCUGCCAUAGCUUGUAUUAUGUGUUUUUCCUUUUAUCUAUGCAUGUAACUAAGUAUUUGUGGAGAAAUGCAUUUUUCUUUUUAA